UUUCAUUUUUUCUCUUCUUGUUGAUGCGACGUAGAAGCAUGCAGGGCUCAGAGGAGCCCUGUUCUGUGAUUUAUUUGGGCCGAGACAAUCUUGAGAAAACCCAUGAUAAAUCACUGAAAGAAUGGCUGAAAACACAUUUGAUUGUGCCUCCAAUGGAACUAAUUUCCCGUAUAUUACACUCACUGUUUCCAACUUCACGCCUGCCCCCUCCAGAUCUUUUGGGGCCUGGUUUAGCAUUUUUUAUCUUAGCGGCUCUCCUUCACACAGGGCAUUCAGCUAAAGUAUUACAGACAGCAUCAUCUGCACCAUCUCCAAUUCUUGCUCUUCUGCUAUACACAGCCCUGAUUCCAGCAGCAGCAUAUGUUUCUGUCUGCAUAGCAGGAUCAACACUGUCACUGAUGGAAACAAUUUCACUUAUGGGUUACGCUUCCUACGGCCACAUACUUGCAAUGGGUAUCCCAGUUCUCUUUCACCAAGAAGAAAGUGAAAUAUUCUUCUUUUGGUGCCUUACCGUAUUUGGAGGGCUCAGUUCUUUAAGAAUUAUACUUGUACUGCUAGUUUCAGUACGUAUUCCUGCAGCCCGGUUAGUAGUGUGUAGUCUCGUAGCAACUUUACAUUUGCUUUCUCUUGUAUUCCUGCAUUUUGUUUACAUGCAUACGACAUUUGUGUAUGGUGGAAACUGA
Molecule: messenger RNA, 683 nt
Organism: Schistocerca gregaria
Lineage: Eukaryota; Metazoa; Arthropoda; Insecta; Orthoptera; Acrididae
Product: protein YIPF3-like
Exons: 1
Coding region: 24-683 (219 amino acids)
Source: RefSeq, a predicted model, not a curated record